Messenger RNA from Globicephala melas (long-finned pilot whale), 1272 nucleotides. RefSeq names its product bone morphogenetic protein 10 (gene BMP10). NCBI's taxonomy places the organism in Eukaryota, Metazoa, Chordata, Mammalia, Artiodactyla, Delphinidae. Gene Ontology annotation, cellular component: extracellular region. Gene Ontology annotation, molecular function: cytokine activity; growth factor activity. The record is from RefSeq and is a predicted model, not a curated record. Gene Ontology annotation, biological process: BMP signaling pathway.
AUGGGUUCCCUGGCCCUGCAGCUGUGUGCUCUCUCCUGCCUGGUGGCUCACUCGGUUUCUGGCAGCCCCAUCAUGAGCCUGGAGCAGUCGCCUCUGGAAGAAGAUAUGCCCCUGUUUGAUGAUGUCUUCUCAGAGCAAGAUGGUGUCGACUUUAACACACUGCUACAGAGCAUGAAGAAAGAGUUUCUCAAGACGUUGAACCUGUCGGACAUCCCGAUGCAGGAUGCAGCCAAAGUUGACCCACCAGAGUACAUGUUGGAACUCUACAACAAAUUUGCAACAGAUAGGACCUCCAUGCCAUCUGCCAACAUCAUUAGGAGUUUCAAGAAUGAAGAUCUCUUUUCCCAACCAGCCAGUUUUAAUGGGCUCCGAAAAUACCCUCUCCUCUUCAACGUGUCCAUCCCUCACCAUGAAGAGGUCAUCAUGGCUGAACUCAGGUUGUACACCCUGGUGCAAAGAGAUCGCAUGAUAUAUGAAGGAGUGGACCGGAAAAUUACCAUUUUCGAAGUAUUAGAGAGCAAAGGGGACCGUGAGGGUGAGAGAAGCAUGCUGGUCUUGGUGUCAGGGGAGAUCUAUGGAACCAACAGUGAGUGGGAGACUUUUGAUGUCACCGAUGCCAUCAGGCAUUGGCAAAAGUCAGGCUCAUCCACCCACCAGCUGGAGGUUCAUAUUGAGAGCAAACAUGAAAUGGAGGAUGUUGGCAGGGGACAACUGGAAAUAGACACUAGUGCCCAGAAUAAGCAUGUCCCUUUGCUUGUCGUGUUUUCUGAUGACCAAAGCAGUGAGAAGGAGAGGAAGGAGGAACUGAACGAAAUGAUUGCCCACGAGCAACUUCCGGAAAUGGACAACCUGGGACUGGAAGGUUAUUCCAGCGGACCUGGGGAAGAGGCUUUGCUGCAGAUGAGGUCAAACAUCAUCUAUGACUCCACUGCCCGCAUCAGAAGGAACGCAAAAGGAAACUACUGCAAGAGGACCCCGCUCUACAUCGACUUCAAGGAGAUUGGCUGGGACUCUUGGAUCAUCGCCCCGCCCGGAUACGAAGCCUACGAAUGCCGUGGUGUUUGCAAUUACCCCCUGGCAGAGCACCUCACCCCCACAAAGCAUGCGAUUAUCCAGGCCUUGGUCCACCUCAAGAAUUCCCAGAAGGCUUCCAAAGCCUGCUGUGUGCCCACCAAGCUGGAGCCCAUCUCCAUUCUCUAUUUAGACAAAGGGGUCGUCACCUACAAGUUUAAAUAUGAGGGCAUGGCCGUCUCUGAGUGUGGCUGUAGAUAG